GUUUCAAGCAGCGAUGACGACUGAGUUUCGCAACUUGCUCGAUCGCAGCGUCCUCAUCUACCUUGAUGAUAUCUUGGUUUAUAGUAGGACGUUGGACGAGCACAUCGUACACCUUCGCGUUGUUUUGAAUCGUUUGCGACUAGCCAAGUACAAAGCGAAUCUCGACAAGUGCGAAUUCGCCAGGCAAGAGCUUGAGUACUUGGGCCAUUUCGUCACGCCGAAAGGCAUUCGUCCCUUAGCGGACAAGAUCCAAGCCAUCGAGGAUUGGCGGGAACCCCGUUGCACGACGGAUGUACGCUCUUUCAUGGGUUUGGCUGGAUAUUAUCAGCGAUUCGUUGAGUCAUACUCGAAAGUGGCCGCUCCUUUGUCGAGACUUCAGUCCCCGAAGGUGCCCUUCGAGUUCGACGACGCAGCCCGUGGYGCGUUCACUACGUUGAAGGCAGCGAUGCAAGCCGCACCUGCCCUCCGUAUAUAUGACCCCACCCUACCCACCCAAGUGACUACGGACGCUUCGGGAAACGGUAUUGGUGCGGUGUUGGAACAGUGUCACGAGAACGGUUGGCAUCCGGUUGAGUACUUCUCCCAGAAGGUGCCUCUCGUCAACACUCUGGAUGACGCCAGGAAGAAAGAGCUACUCGCGUUCGUUACCGUCCUCAAACGGUGGCGCCACUUUCUUCUCGGUCGUCGGCGUUUUAAAUGGAAUACAGAUAACAAUCCGUUGACAUUUUACAAAACGCAGGACACGGUCACUAGUWCGAUCGGUCGAUGGAUGUAUUACAUCGACCAAUUCGAUUUUGACCCGUGUCACAUUCCCGGUCCCGCCAAUCGAGCUGCGGACGCCCUCUCACGACGGCCCGACUUUUGUGCCAUUGUGACCACGGCAUUCGACCUCGAUGACGAUCUGCAGCAGCAUUUCGUCAAAGGCUACAAGUCCGAUCCGACUUACUCUACGCUUUACGCAGAGCUUUCAUCGGAUCACCCGCCGGCUAGCCAUUAUCGGAUUUCCGACGGGUUCCUUCUCCUUCACACGAGAGGAAAGGACUUGUUAGUUGUGCCCCAAGAUCGCAUCUUACGGACUCGUCUUCUCGGCGAAUUCCACGAUGCACGACUUUCGGCACACCUUGGCGUGAGCCGCACACUAGCACUCCUCCGCCAGCGUUUUCAUUGGCCCGACGUCCUUCAUGACGUCAUGAGGUACAUUGAGUCAUGUGCAGUUUGCCACCGUAACAAGGGUCGAUCUCGAGUCCCCUUCGGCGAACUGAAACCGUUGCCGAUUCCUCGGGCACCACGCCUCUCCAUUGCUAUAGACGUGACAGGCCCGUUUUCUCGCGAUCGCCACGGCCAUGACAGUAUUCUCACGGUCGUUGACCGUUUGAGUAAGUAUGCUCACUUUCUUCCUUGCAAGUAUCAUGCUGCAGCGCCUGAGCUUGCACGACUCUUGCACACCGGUUGGAUUACCAACCAAGGUGUUCCGGAAGACAUAGUGAGCGACCGAGACACUCGCUUCAUGUCAGCCUUUUGGACUUCUCUCAUGAUUGAGUCCGGCAUGACAAUGAAGCCGAGCUCGGCUCGGCACCCGCAGACGGACGGUCAGACGGAGCGAGCACACCAGACCGCUCAGAUGAUGUUGCGUACGCUCAUCCGUCCCGACCAGAAAGACUGGGUUGACCGGCUUCUCGACAUCGAGUUCGCCUACAACACUUCGGUGCAACCGGCGAUCUGCGUCACACCAUUCGAGCUACAUCAUGGUGGAGAGAAAGCACGGAUCUUCGCUGAUCUCCUUUUGCCACAGGCUGCCGACAUAGACGUCCCUUGCUAUCUCGCUUCUGUCAGGAAGUAUCGGGACUUGCUGAUCAAAGCCCGCGCGAAUAUGCAAAAGGCUCAGGUCCGCAUGCAGCAGCAAGCUAACCGACGUCGACUUCCAUGUCCUUUCCCCGAGGGAGACCUUGUUUGGGUCCUCUCCGAGGAAUUUGCGCUCAAGCAGGAUGUUUCGCGCAAACUCCUUCCGAAAUGGUUCGGACCAUGGGAAGUCACUUAUGCCGUUGGAGACGACCCCGCCGGUCCUUCCUUCGUGGUCAACAUUCCACCGCACCUAACAGUGCAUCGGGUCUUCCAUGCAUCGAAGUUGGCCAUCUACAUGCCACCUCCAGCUGACGAAUUCCCCGGACGUCGAUCAYAGGAUCCGCCUUCUAUGGACGGACAUCAGGAAGUUGACCGAGUCAUCACGCACSGCAAGUAUGGCAACAAGCCAAGGCAGUACAAGGUCACAUUCAAGCAAUGUGCGCCUGAUGACACUCGGUGGAUCUCCAGUGAAGAUUUGCAGAUUUYUGCACCCCUCAUCUUCGCAGACUAUGAGAAGCGACGCCUUGCUAAGGACGCAGCUCGUCCCGCCCGACCCMCCCCGGUAUCGGACAGACAACUUCGCCCUCGCAGGUAGCUCGGACUUUUAAGAGGGGGAGUGUGUUACAUCUUCGACUCACACGGGUCCUACCGGACCCGACUUAGGGCCGGAGGGACACACCAGGGCCUAAAGGCCCGACCUUUGGGGUUACAGGCCCUAAAGACCUGAUUUUGGACCAUCACCCAUCGGGUAGGCCCAAACGACACUUCGUUUGGGCCUGGCGGCGCUCUUGAAGCUGCCGCCCGCCGAUUGAGGCUGAACCGUCCAUCUGGAUGGUUCAGGGUCUGGCCUGGCCUCGCAGCAUUGAGGCCAGACCAUUGCCCACCGGUAUAAGUACCGGUAUCCGCCUCAAUUGAGGGAUCAGCCUACCGGAACUCUACCGGCACGGCAUGAUGCUUUUGGGUUCCUUGAUUGCAGGCGGUAGGCAUCAACACUAAGUUAUCGGCACCAAAUUUGAAAAACAAAAAGCACAAAACGAG
This is a messenger RNA of Chara braunii, 2880 nucleotides long. Lineage: Eukaryota; Viridiplantae; Streptophyta; Charophyceae; Charales; Characeae. The record is from the annotation of a GenBank genome assembly.